This is a messenger RNA of Suillus clintonianus, 780 nucleotides long. RefSeq lists its product as uncharacterized. The transcript is spliced from 3 exons. The coding region runs from base 113 to 589 and encodes 158 amino acids. NCBI's taxonomy places the organism in Eukaryota, Fungi, Basidiomycota, Agaricomycetes, Boletales, Suillaceae. The record is from RefSeq and is a predicted model, not a curated record.
GUCACUACUCAUCGAUGCAUCUUCCACCUUGGUCUCUCUGCAUUUAUGUUUGAAGGCGUCGAUGUGCGUAAGGUUGUGAGAGUGUUGGAGUAGAAUUUGAGGAGGUAUCUAAAUGGUGCGUGUGUCUUUUGUGUUAUUUCGCUGCUUCACUCGCUUCCUCCACCAAUACCAAAAACAGGCGUCUUCUUCCUGUUCAGCGCAGGCCGUCUCGCCCUCAUCCGUUUCCAAUCCUCAAAAACCCUCGCCUACUACGCACGCGCUGCACAAACUCAGACGCAGUACAGGAAUUUACGCCAAUCUUCGUGAUGGGAGAGUGCGGUUGGCCUGUUUGGGGCUUUGGAGCGUCGCAGAAAGUAGAUCGUUGUGGGGGAAACUUGGGGGCGAGGCUACAGUGAGUUUAUCUUUCCCUCUUUCGUCUUCAUAUUCCUCUUUUUUUACUUCCGUGUAUCGAUCUCUGACUGUCAUCUUGGUGUACCUCUUCGUCUCGUGUGCCUUGUUUUGUGUCGGUGUACCUCCGCUUCACCUCAUGGAACCCAGUACAUCCAGUGGUCGAAAGCGACACAUACAUAUGGCUAAGCAGUGUGCCUAGCCACACUCGGCGAACAUGCAGAAGUGAAGAGGCUGGGCGCGUCCAAGGGCUGAGGCUGAAAAACACGGGGAAGAGUAUUCCUGUCGAGCAUCCGUUUACGGUCACAACUCACGCCUCACGAAGCCCACACAUUUAAUUCAUUGUAUGUCGGUAGAAAAGCAGAAGGUAGCAAACACAAGUUCGCAAUUAAC